Paramuricea clavata is the source of this 10606-nucleotide messenger RNA. NCBI's taxonomy places the organism in Eukaryota, Metazoa, Cnidaria, Anthozoa, Malacalcyonacea, Plexauridae. The record is from the annotation of a GenBank genome assembly.
ACGUACGAAACCGGGGCAAAUUAAAUGUUCGGAUUAAAUGUCUGUAUAAUUUGCGACAUUUUGGGAUCGAACGAAGAAUUUGGUUUUGUCGAUCGAAGCGCGAAAUCGUAACCUGUUUAUUUUCUCAAAGGAUUUAUAAUCUUAGUAUUUAAAGAUGUCUGAGCCAAGUUGGUGUCUUAUUGGCGCAUUUGUUAUCAUUUUUCAACAGAUUGCUCCCAUAGCGUCGCAGACACAAAAGCGUAUGUAAAAACUAAAUUUUAAAGUACAGUAUGUUAAAUAGUACUUAACUGGCUUUAUGGCUAAGUGAACUUCUGAAGAUAUUAGACGGUUUCGAGAAGAUAUGGAUUUUAUGUUCGAGUGGCAAAACAAUAUUUCACGAGUGAGCGCAGCGGCGAACGAGUGAGAUAUUGUUUUUGGAGGGGGGCAAGGGUAUUUUCGUGACUCGUGAUUAGCAAUUAUUCGUGUUUCGUGAUUCGUGAUUUAAAGAAAUACUAUUCCGUGAAUCGUGAUUAAUAUGCGUGCCGUGAAUCGUGAAGAGCUAAAAGGAUAGCUAUGGUCUUGAAUUUACAAAUAUUUUACCCUAACUUGUGAAUGUUUACGUUUAAAACUCGGCCCAAAUGUAAUAUUAUGGGGAAAAUUUAUAAAUUUGCUUCCCGCGGUUGUCUUAGUUCUUGAGGUUUCUUCGUUUCAUCGGUAAACGUCGCUAUCGCAUACCUUCGUACCUCUUCGUAAACUUCGUGAACCAUCGUACGAUGCUCGUAAUGCCUCGCAAUGAUUUCCAUUGUCCUUUAGACAGCUCUAAUGUUAAAGUCAGUAUGUGUUAAAUGGUUUCAGACUUUCUUACGCUUCUGUGUAGUUCUAAAAAUCGUGAAAAUGAAAUUUUGUUUUUCGUGACUCGUGAAAUCGAAAAAUGAUCUUCGUGAUUUCGUGACGAGACCCCUUGCCCCCCCUCUUUUUGACACGAGUGUUUUAUAUGGACUUACAAAAAUACACACAAAGACGACUGUAAAUAAGCACGGGAAAGACCAGUAUAAAAGCGAUAUUUUUUAAAAUCAUAGUAAACAAACAUAAAACUAGACUGAAUAUUACUUAUCUCAAGAUGUAAUAUAAGAUGUGAUAAAUGUUUUCGUUUUAUUUCCAACGUUAAUUUCGUUUUAUAUACGAAUCAAAGACCAUUUGUAUUUUCAAAGCAACAAUAAAAAUGGCGGGAAAUUUUCAGAACUUCGUAUGUCACUAGCAGGGGUAAAAUAUGACAAAAACAGUUUUUCAUGUUGAGUUCUUCUUUUCCAAACAGUCGGAAAAUGUCCAAUUGCACCAGUAAAACCAGAAUGUCCUCCCCCAGUUAUACUAUGUUCAAUUGAUGUCGAAUGUCGCGGAAGUCAAAAGUGUUGUGAUGAUGGGUGCAGUGGUUCAGAGUGCCGAGAAGCAGAGGGUAAAUAUUUGUGAAAUAUUUGAAUUAUACUUACUCAUAAUAAUUUCAGAACUUGUGUGUGCAUGUGAGUGUGUUAUAGAUUGAGUGAGAGGAUAUUAUUCGAGUUGUUUUUCGUCUGUGUGCGAGAUCCAUAUAUAUACAAACGAAACUAACAUCCUGUUGUCCGAAGCUCAGUCAAUAAGUUUUAAAAACAAGAGCAUUCUUCGAAAACAAUGUUUAUAAAUUAGAAGUUCAACAACAGUUGUUUUGUGCAUUUAAAAACGCAACUUUCCGAUAACUUUCGUUGAUGAAAGCCAUAACUUUCGUUGAUGAAAGCCAAUAUUUUGACCAUAUUGGAUCGUCAUUGUUACUGUAGCAACAGUUUUCCAACUUUUAGUAGAUGGAAUUUUGGACCAAUAUUUAUAUACCAUUUUACAGUAGAUCCAGCUGGGAGCGGCCAGAGUCCGAAUUCGACUGCAUCAUCAAGGUUCGUGGGCUUUUUUCGUGAUAAGCGGAAUGGCGGGUUGAUAGCACAGUGCUUCGCCGGUACCUUGCACCUCAGUGACUGGCAGAGGUGUAUAGUCACGGGGGAAAAUGAGGGGUCCGAACCCCUAGCUCCCCCAUGCAAACUUUUCCUCAAGACCAAUUUUGUAAUUCUUUCAAAACUGAGGAGAAACAGGGGGUCGGGGUGGCGUAACCUCUUAAUGUUUUCAUCUUCGGCAUAAAAUACACCGAAUCUGUGGCUUUCAGAUUAUCAUAAAACGUGUCUAAAAGGCAUGCAAUAGCGUUUUGCAGACCCUAACCUAAAAAUAUAAAAAUAUUCCGGGGGUUAUGCCCCCAAAGUCCGGACAAUUUGUGGUGACUGCAUGGGGUCCGAUUCUUGCGAUAUGCUGUUGUGAUACUAAGUCUCUUUGAUGACGGAAUUUGUCCUCUUCAACUUUUCCUUGACAAGUUUUAUUUGAAAAGAAUUGACAAUUUCCUCUUCAAAACCGGUCUACAGAACAGUUAAGAACUGAUAAAACUAUCCUGUACAAAUUAGUUAUUUCAAAUUGAUUUAUGUAUUUCUUUGACUUUAUUAUACCAAUGGUAACCUUUCUCUUCAAUUGUAGCUCUCUUGUGGUUUUUCAUAGCACGCUUUCCUUUAAAGGUACAUGUUAUGCAUGUAAUGUAUUCGACCGGUGAAAUUCAUUAGCUAGUCGAAAGAUUGUAAAAUCAGAUAUAGAUUUACGAUCAUAAAGCGUCUGUUCAAUCAUGCACCAAGAUCCAACCGAGAUGAUCGUGUUGCUAAAGAGAUUAUAUUGAAAUAGACAUGCACAUUUUGCAGAAGUUAUAAUUAAGCUCUCUCUGACCACUCAAUUAUAUAUAUUUAUUUAUUUCUUAAAAUUAAUUAUUGCUACUCAAGUUUCACGCCUUAUAUUCAAGACGAUCUUCAGGCCUUGAACUCACUCAAACUUUAAAUAUUUUUUCUUUGCAGAUUUGAGGAAGAACCUCUUACUUUACUAUGAUUUUGACAACAUGACGCAAACACACGUUUAUGAUAGGUCAGGAAAUGGCAGGUAUGCCAGAAUGUAUAGUACAAACAUUGUGGAGGAAGAGGGAAAAUGUAAUAAAUCAAUCACCUUCAACUCUCAACCACUACAUAUCACUGAAGUAGCUUCUCCUAAUGCAACAUCUGUGAAAAGAUCAAGUCUGCAGAUUACUGUGGCCGUUUGGAUACUUUUAUAUGAGGUAAUUUCUUUAUACAGCUAAUGUAACCUUUACUACUUUGUGAUAUAGCUAUAAACUUGGCACCUUCCCCUCCCAUGGUAUCAACGACAUAUUUUCUUAUACUUAUAGCAAGUUAGCCUAAUUCUUCCUGACAUACUUCAUGAUCGUGUUCAUAUAUACAGCCAAUUCAAAAAAGUUGUCCUUUGCAAACCUUAAACUCUAAACUUCAAUCCUUAGACUCUAAUUGCACAAAGCUUAAUGGGAGCAUAAGUUUCAAGUUUGGUAGUUGGAUAUUGCAGCUAUUUGUGAAUGAAUUGUUCUCGUAAGGAGAUAUUUACCAUGUCUCUCAGCAAUGGGCCCCAAAUAUGAUUUCUAAACUGAUUAAAUGAUGCUCCCGUUAUGCUCUGCACGCUUAGAGUUUACCUUUUUUGAAUAUAUAUAUUUAUAUAUAUUUAAUAGACUUGAAGAUGCGAUGUAAUUUAACAUUUUCUAUUUACACUUUGUUUUGACUAAAUCCAUCUGACUGGUUUAUUUUAUCACCUGGUGCACGCGUAAAAACGCACAGCUUGUAACAAGUCUGCAAACAAGUUGUUACAAGUUUGUUCACAAGCUGUCAACAAGUUGUGUUCAUACUGCUUGUUCCCAGUUUGUUAUAACAAGUUUGAAACAAGCUGUUAACAACUUGUAACAAGCUUGAUGGCAUCAUCAGCCUUGUUACAAGACUGUGCUAACAAGUUUGUUACAGCCAUGAUAUAACAAGGAUGUUACAAGAUUGUCAACACAAGGUUGUAACAAUCUUGCUAGAUCAAGCAUGUAACGGACUUGUCAGAACAACCUUGCAACAAGUCUGGUAAUUUCGACAAGGUUGUUACAAGUUGUCAACAAGUUGUUCCAAACCUGUUGACAACUUGUGACAAACAGUGCGGACGCAACUUGUUGACGACUUGUUGGCAGACUUGUUACAAGAUGUGAGAUUUUUACGUGUGUAGUUGUUUCAUACAUGCAACGUGGAAAGAGUCAGGCUCUACAAAAGGUCGUGGGUUUUUUCCGUUUUCCUUCCACUGCAUGGGAAUGUUGACAAGGUGACUUGGGAUAAGUGACCUUUCCACCGUAGCUGUGCUCCGUUGUCACACAUGAGUCGAAAGGUGGCUGCCAGAAGCGCCCUUAUAGAAGGCCUAAAACUCGAUCAGGUUGAGCUGCGUCCUUCGUGAUUCAACUUAGCUCUCAGUUGCAAAUAAGAAUGAUUAUCAUUCACAUUAUUGAUUCGUUAAUUUACCUGCAAAUAACUGCGUGUAAAUAACACUCUGAGCACGCGCAUUGCCUUCAAUUUUUGUAAACAAUGGUUGUGUAAACUACAGUAUUUUCUUUUGUGAAUAAACGUUUGUGUGAAAAGCUCGUUGUACGUGUUCCUAGUCACAAUGUCUUAUAACGAAAGAUAAAACGAAGCUUUAUAAGAGAAUGAUAAAACAAUUAUUGAACUCGGUUCUCGCAAAAUAUCGUGACUUGUCGGUGGCUCGCAGAUCAAUUAUUUGCCUCUGCCUUCGUCAUCAGCAAAUAUUGAUCUGCUCACCACAGACAAAUCACGAUGUUUUGCUCAACCUCGUCCAAUCUCGUCAAUUUUAGCACUUCCUCAUGCACUUGCUUGCUAGCUUGCUUUAUUUACUAGCUCUCUGUGACUAGGUUGUGCGAAUGUCAAAUAUCACUGUAUGCAGCUGUUAGCCAAUCAGUGAAUACUUGUAUAGUAAUAAAUAUUACAAUGAUACUAUCUUGUUUUUUCUUGUUCUAAAUCAAGGGGAAAGGUAAAAGAACCAUUUUUACAAGUUUCCACGCAAGCAAGGAAAAAAAGUUCUUGUAUUUUGGAAUUUAUAAAGAUGACUAUCUGCGAUGGUUUGCGACAUCGGAAAAUUCAUGCAAGACGUUCGAGAAAGCUUCUCAGUUAAAAGUUGGAGCAUGGCAACAUGUGGCAGUUAGUUAUAAUUACACAAAUGGUAGGUAUAUCGUCAUUGCUGGCGUUCUAAAACAGAACUAACUUUAAUAGAUAACUAGGGUGAACACCAAACGUGAUUAGUGAUAAGUGGUCAUUUGGUUGGGGCUUCGGUGGGGACUUGGUUAGCGCACUUCAGCCUUUCACCUCUAAAGUCGCAGGUUCAAGUCUCAGUGAGAACUUUCUCGACGCGACUCGAACCCAGUUCUCGUGUGAAAAGAGUAAAAGUCUACGGUUUCCUCCCACAGGGAAAGUUGACAGGGUGGGUUAGGUAAAAGGGCCCACAGUAAUUGGCAUAUGCUGUUGUGGUGACCCUGCCCUAGUUGACAAAGCUAAAUAAACAAAUAAAAAAAAGUGAAAAAUUGUUGCCCGCCCCAACCGGCUACGUAUAUAAAUAAACAAAAUGGCGGGACAAAUCGCAAGUUUAUAAACUACGAUUUUCCAAGUUUGUGUUAAAAUAAAGAAUGUAAAAGAGAGGAAAAAUGCACAACAGGAAACAGGAUAUGCUGCUGAAACCGUUUAAGUAGGUUAUAUUUUAGUUUUAAACUCGUUUACAUUAUAGAGUUUUUGUCAUGAAAUAUAAUUGUUGUAUGACUGUUGUUGAUUUUUCUUUCGUCGCUAUAUACAGUAUAACAAAACACUUAAUGACUGUUCCCUCGGGAAAUAGUUUUGUUUCUCCUCGAGUCUUUCCCUCGACUUCGUCUCGGGAAAACAAUACCAUUUCUCUCGGGAACAGACAUGAAGUGUAUAAUGUCUUUGUUUCUUUUGUGAUUAUUUUAUAGGAAUCACAACCUGCAACUUUUUCGUUAAUGGCACUUUGUUUGAGGGGAAAGGAAACAACAAAGACUCUAAAUUGACUGCCAAAAAUACGCCACUUGGUAUUUCCCCUUUCAUUGGCAGUGUCAAUAGCCAAGGAGGUGAACCACUAAAUGGUUUCAUGGAUGAGUUUUAUAUCUUCGACAAAGCACUGUCUAAGGAAGAGAUACAAAAUCUUAUGAAUGAUACAUGUAAAACAAAUCAGUAAGUACUUAUCUAAUUUUUUACACGUUUCCUGAUUGGUUUUCUGGAAUAAAAAUGUUCAGUGUUUAUGACUGGUUCUUUAGAAAGAUGAUUUUCAGUAUAGUUUCGAACACACUAAAGUUUAAUACACAAAGAUGCGGAUUCCAUUGGAUACUAAUAGCUGUUUUGCGAAAUUGGGAGCAAUUUCAAAUCUGUUCAGUUUUUUAUACACCCUAGCUGUAUAUAGUUACUAGACCAAAUACUGAACGAAAAGGAGGUCGGUAGAUUACGGCGAAACGGUUGUCGAUCGAUGUUAAAAACUUUAUUGAACUGAAUGUAACAAAUAUAUAUAUAUAGAGGAUAUUACACGGCGGCGCGAAGAUAUGACUUUUUAUCUUCGAGUGGUGAAAACAAGAGAGGAAAAAUGCACAACAGGAAACGAAGUGGUUAGCACACUCGCCUUUCACCUCUAAGGUCGCAGGUUCGAAUCUCAAUGAGGACUUCUCAUUGCGACUGGAACCCAGUCCUAAUGUGAAAAGAGUAAGUCAAUGCUCUGCCGAAAGUCGUGGGUUUUCUCCGGGUACUCCGCGUUUCCUCCCACAGGGAAAGUUGACAGGGUGGGAGUUAGUAUUCAGGGCUCACAUUGAUACCAGUUCUUCUGAACUGACGUGACUACCCUGACGAAAUAAAGUUGAUUUAACUUUAACUUUUUAACUUUAAACAAUACGAGAAGAUAAAAGUCAUACCUUCAAGCCACCGUGUAAUGUUCUGUUUAUUAGCCUAUAUAGUCCCAAGCAAAAAAUUGUAUAAAUACUAAAAGUCACGUGAUCGAUAUCUUCACUAGUGAAGAUAUGGGAAAUAUGUCACUGAGUAUUUCUCAGUAUCUCACUCUCUACACACGUAAAAAUCUCACAACUUGUCAACAAGAUGUGUUCGCAACAGGCUUGUAGCAAGCUUGUCGACAAGUUGUAACAAUGCUGUUGUUUUAUCAAGUUGCUACAAGGUUGUCACUCACAACUUGUUGACAACUUGUUGAAUUGCAGGACGAUAACAAGUUGUUGGAACAACUUGUAACAGGUCUGUUGAGCUCAGCAACCUUGUAUGUAUCGCAAGUUGUCAACAAGCCGUUGACAACUUUUCAACAAGCUGGGAACAAGCAGUGCGAACACAUCCUGUUGACAAGUUGUUGGAACAGCAUUGCUACAAGUCUGCUGCAGGUUUGUUACAACUUGUGCGUUUUGUACUAUAUAAUAAAUAGAGAAUAAUACACGGGUGUACGUAUAUUCUCGUGUUGAACAUGAUAUCUCAAUCGUUCGCUGCGCUCACUCGUGAGAUAUCAUGUUCAACACUCGAAAUAAAUCUGAUAUUUUCAAGCACUCAUGUAUUUUUCUGUUUAUUAUAUAAACAAAAUUCAGUGAAAAACAAUAAAACGUCCGUGGCAAUGCGUUUUACAACAAAUGAUAUUUUCGCAUGUAAAAAUAUCGUAUUUUUUACGUGUGUUUAAAUACGAUUUUUCUCAGUGGCCAAAAACUCUAUAUAACACUUAUGUUUAUAUAAUAAAUUAUAAUAUAGCAUUUGUAAAUUCUGAACGCUGAUUGGCUAAGAGCCGUGUUGAUAUAACUCAAUGUCAACACGGGAAAUUUUCCGCCGCUCGUAAACACGGAAAUUUUUCUCAUCCUUCGGGCUUUUGACAUUGCUAUAUUAUAAAAAAAUAUAAAACAUUUUUCCGUAUUGAUAUAUAGUUAUAUCAACAUGGAAAAUGUUUUAUAUUUGUUAAAUAUAAUAUGAACGGAAUAUAAUAUUUAGUCAGGCUUUCUUAUUGUAUUACCAAAUACAUUAGAACCCAAUUUUAGAUUUGAGAACGACGUGUAGCUCAUGUCGUAAUGUCGUUCAACCUUUUAAAAAUGUUUAGUAAUCUUUUAUCGCAUGAUUUGAUAUAAUAAAACAUUUUAUUGUGCCGAUUAUUGUCAUGAUCAAGCAGUAACAAACCCUAUUCAAAUAGGCACGCGACGACCCGAGCAAAUCCAAGAACCACUGCACCGCGUGAGUAAAAAGGAUAAAUUAUAAAUAUACAGUACCGCCUGCCUCGUACCCAGGCGUCUCUUUGUAAAAAAACAGCGAUGCGCAUAUGACGAGUUUACAUGAAGUAUUGUAGUGGGGAGAGACGGACGAAGGGGCUGAUGGGAAGAGUCGCGCGUCGCAUGCCUGAAUACUUCAUGUAUAAUUAUUUAAAGCGCCUGGGUACGAGGCAGCAGUACCGCCGUCAACGGGGGAAGGGAGGGGGUCGCCCUCUUAAUGUUUUUUUUCAGAGUGUGAAUUAAAAUCUUUCAAAUCCAAUAAAAAAUUGGGGAGGUGUGGGGGGAGGGAGGGGGGGGGGGAGGUUGUUAGCAGUUUAAGUUUCUUCUUGUGGUAAGAUCGUGGAUCGAUAAGACAUGAUCCUUACUAGGAAGAACAGUUUAGAACAGAUAGUGCUAUAUAUAUCCAGUAUAAAUAAAGUUAGUUCACUUUAGGUUUCCUCCUGUUGUUAGAUUAGGUUUCCAGUCGAGUUCCAGGUUUUGGUCUUCCGGAUAUAACAUGAGCCUCUGGCUCGGAAGAUUGGGCGACCAUGCACUUCCUGCGUUUUUCGACUUUAGAUAAAUCAUUAUCACUAUUAUCAUUAGUAACACUAGAGCAAUAAGAGAUCGGCAUCAGUGUAGUGGAUCUGUAAGGAGAAUGCAGUCCUUAUAUUUUUUUAAAUUGGUAUACAUUGAAACUACUGAAAAACGACUAAUUGUUCAACGACCAAGAUAAUUUCUUCAUUUGUUUCUCUCCGUUAAGUUCCGUUAUUGUUGGAAUCGAAUAUAUUAUCCGGAGAAACCUUAGAUUAUGGGCAAUUCUUAAAAAGGUGGAUCGGAGGAAACAAUACUUGGAAGCUCUGUUGGCGAGCGACUAGAGACGGAUGGGCAGCCAAGACCUUUCACUCAAACUGCGACUACAAGAAACGUACAGUAACAUUAGUGAAAGUUGGUCAAUAUGUCUUUGGUGGCUACGCUACGGCCUCUUGGGAAGGUAAGAGCAGUGAGCUCCCUAUAUACCUGGAGUGAGAAUUCGAGUUAAAAAAAGUGAAUCCAAGAUGGCGGAAAUUGAAGAGUUAUUGGACGUCAGUUCCAGUCCUUUUCUAUUGUUUUUGUCUACGCGGUUAACACAAAGCUGCCAAGAAGUGUGCCGAAAUUUCGUAUUUUGACAUCGAUUUAAAGAAUAACACUUAUUUUGAGUUCUCCCAAACUGCCACACUAUGCUAUUUCAAUAACUGUAUACAAACACAGGAAAAAAUGUUUGCUAUGGUUCUUUUAUACAGUAGUAUAACUCAAGAAAAGUUUUUAUAUAUAGCCAUUUCCCCCAACUAACUCCAGUUUUUUCUAUAACGGCUAUAUCACCAAACAAGUUAUCAGUUCAUAAAACCAAACGUGGAAAAAACUCGUCCUCCGGGCUCGUCUUCCCACUGAUUAUUUCUCGUUUUCCAAAAUUUCCACGCGUGGUUGUAUAAUGGCAUAGAAACACGGAAAAUGUUUUCUGUUUAUUAAGAGGAGAAUCUUUUGUUUUUUACGCAUAACACGCGCUCAAAACUAAUGAAUAUAUACUUUUCCACUUGCAGGUUAUGACUAUAUAUUCAAUUUUUUAUUUUUGAUACAGGCGUUUCUCAAGCGGCAAACAAACUUAAAAAGUAGGCCUAUAUGUUUAGUGCUUUAUCUGUAAAAUGAUGAGAUUUUUGAAAUUGCAUGAAAUAAGAGCGAAUAUGGGCAACAAGAUUGUUGGGUCUAUAUGGCAAUCUGAACCAUAUUAACGCAAAUCUCACUUGGAAUGACCAUAUAAAAUCGUCGUCGUCUACUUGCUAUGGUACUUAUCGUACUUUUACCACUCUCAGGAAAAUAAAACAUUUCACUCCUUUUUACUCUCAACCACCAGACAUGCACAUUUAAACAUUCAAAUGUAAACUACAAAAUAAAGCUAAGAACAAAGUAAUUUUGAGAGGAACGCCCCAAAAAAAUUAGGUUUUGAACUCUUUUCAUCUCAAACAUGCGACAUAGAAAAAAUGCCUCUUAACUACACAUAUAAACCGAACAAUGUUUGCUCUACAACAGGUUUUCGCCGCUGGAAAAAGGCCGGAGGAUCUUUCAUAUUUUCUCUACGAAAUAAAGAAAAUCUCCCGCCGUUUACGGCUCCACUGAAAGAUGAGAAUACUUGGCACGCAAUUUAUGCGGAUCACAGAUACGGACCAAUAUUUGGAUAUGGUCAUGAUCUUUACAUAGCUGACAAUGCUAUUUCGAGUGCACCGAGUCAUUCAAGCACAUAUUUUAAUACGACCUACCAACCUCCUUCUGGCAUCAGCGGCAAGGUUAUCAAAAUCUUGGCUGGGACAUUCAGAUUCUCUCCUUCGCAAGUUGAGGUUUUUUAUCUUGUGUAGAACUAACAUCAGUAUACAUUUCGUGUAGUAGUAUACUUAGUAUACUUACUGUAAUAACAUG